GACACUAGUCAUCACUCAUCACAAUCGGUCCUGUAUUCUUCCGAAUCCCAAUAGUUUUUUUCAGAAAUACAAGAAAUUUCAACAAACUUUUAAGUGUUUUCAGCCUCAAUUGACUUUUAGUUCAAAGAUAAAACCAUUCAAGAACAUUUCUGGGAUAUAGGUGGUUCCACUUGGAAACUACGUCACUAUUGGGGACACCAUCUCAGCACCAAAAAAAUACCCCCUUAGAAAAUAUUUGCCAGGCGCCCAUAAACAAUGUCUGAGAAAACGAUUAAGGUAAAUGCGAGAGUGGAGAUAGCUGGGAAGAAUGUCCGGGGGAAGGUUGCUUAUGUUGGUGUUACGGGCUUCGCGGGUGGCAAAUGGGUUGGUGUAAUUCUCGACGAACCCAAAGGUAAGAACAAUGGAAGCGUAAAGGGACAUUCGUAUUUCCACUGCAUAGAUAAGUACGGAACUUUUGUGCGUCCCACGCAGCUUAUUCUGCUGGACGAAUCGACUGAAGAUCUCACAGACGGCACACCAACGUCAGCCGCUUCAAAUCGAAAUCGGUUAAGUAGCUCCCGUACUUCGCUCUCCUCGAGUAGGCAAAGUCUUACUGGUUCUCGGACGCAGCUCUCAACUUCUCUCACAGAAAGAAAUUUCACUGCGGGUAGGAAAAGUUUGAUGACUCCGCCAACAACAACUACAACGGCAACAUCCUCCACAGCUUCCUCUUCAGAAUCUCAUCCAUCGUCUAAGCGGGCUUCUUUCGUGGAAACGGGAUUCUUGGAGAUUCUGAAGCCUCAGUUCACUCCCAGUCAGCCUAUUCGAUCUCCUUCAUUCACCACUCCACCUGCAGCCUUGGGUGCUACUUCAGCUGGCGAGGAAAAGGCAACUAACGCAGAACAACAGCAAAUAAUCGACGGUCUGAAGACUCAAGUAGAUGAUCUGACCGAAAAACUGGAAACGCUUAAGCAGCGUCGCUCAGAGGACAAGGAACGUCUGCGAGAGUUCGACAAAAUGAAGAUUCAAUUUGAGCAGAUGCAGGAGUUUAGGUCAAAAAUAAUGAAUGCCCAAACGCAGCUCCAGAGAGAUUUGCAAAGGGCAAAACAGGAAGCAAAGGACGCAAUAGAGGCAAAAGAACGGCAUGCCCAGGAAAUGGCUGACUUAUCCGACAACGUGGAAAUGAUUACUCUCGACAAAGAAAUGGCAGAGGAGAAAGCCGACACUCUUCAGUUGGAAUUAGAUUCCACGAAAGAAAAAAUCGAAGAGUUGACUUUGGAUUUGGAGCUUCUCCGAGCAGAAGUCCAGAACAAGGCUGACUCAGAACAUGGCAACAGAGCAAUUGGUGAUGGAACAGUAACUGCUUACGAAAUCAAGCAACUUGAACAGCAGAACCAUCGCUUGAAGGAAACACUUGUGCGUCUUCGGGACUUAAGUGCGCACGAUAAGCACGACAUUCAGAAGCUAACAAAAGAGCUUGAAAUGAAGAAAUCCGAAGUAGCUGAGCUAGAACGCACAAAAGAGAAGCUCUCAGUUAAGUUGGACGAACUGGAAGCAACCGUUGCUGAUCUUCAGGAACAAGUAGAUGCAGCUUUGGGCGCUGAAGAAAUGGUUGAGCAGUUGGCAGAGAAGAAAAUGGAAUUGGAAGACAAAGUGAAGCUGCUCGAGGAAGAAGUAUCGCAGUUGGAAGCAUUGGAGGAAAUUCACGAACAGUUGGUAGAAAGUAAUCACGACUUGGAAAUGGACUUACGAGAGGAACUUGAUAUGGCAAAUGCCGCUAAGAAAGAAAUUCUCCGAGAGCGCGAUGCUGCCAUUGAAACCAUCUACGACCGUGACCAGACAUUGGUGAAGUUCCGAGAACUGGUGCAAAAGCUUAAUGAGCAAAUGAUAGAACUCCGCGAGAAGAGUUCUGAGAGCACAGACAUAAAGGCAUCCCUGUCCGACAACGGUGGUGUGGGAGGAAAGAAGGAUGCACUGGUAAAUGAUUCAAUCGACUACAAACAGAUGUUCGCAGAAUCCAAAGCCUAUACCAGAGCCAUUGAUGUCCAGCUAAGGCAGAUUGAGCUUACUCAAGCCAAUGAAAGAGUUCAAAUGCUAACUGCCUUCAUGCCGGACUCUUUUAUGAACAGAGGAGGGGACCAUGACUCGAUUUUAGUAAUUUUACUCGUCGCUCGAAUCGUUUUUAAAUGUGGCAUAAUUGUCAGCCAGACACGCGAAAGAUUCCCAGCCGUUGAGAAUAUAUCCAAGGACGCAGUCAUCCAAGGUCACAGCGUGCAUCAAUUCUCUUUCAAGUCCAGAUUGUUGCACUACAUUCACAACCUUCAAUGUGCUCUGCAUCAAAUUCUAUAUGGCCUGAACUGUUGCCAGCCUGAUACACUUUUGCGAGCAGGUGGUUCACUUCCUGAAAUGAUUGCGCAGGAGAAAACUGUAGACUCCAUCAUAGAACUCCUAAAGCAAAACCAACUCGAUGAAAACUCCUUCACAGAAAACAUCGAAAAAUGUGUUUCUUUCUUCAAUGCAAUGAAUUCCGUACUUCUAGCCGGAGAAGACCUCCUGAAUGAAACCCAAAUGAUAAGAGAUUGUGUUGCCUCAUUGGGCUCCGCUUGUGACUCCAUCCUUACUGAUGGUUCUAUGAUCCGCGCCAUCAUUCGGGAAACCAGCGACACCAGUGAUACGAUACUUCUGAUGCAGUACGUAAUUGAAAAUGCCGAGAAUGUGAAACAGAACAUAAAGUUGAUCAAACGACGACUGCCCCAAGAUCUCCAUGUGGUGAAAUGCAACAUAUCUCCACAUAAAAUUGAAACCAUGCGCACAAUAACCGCCUCUCUGAGUAAAAUAAUGUCCGCUCUGCACAUCGCUUCCAAGCAGGCUGUGCAAACAAUUAAUUCAUCGAUCGAGAGCGAUAAUGCGGCAGAGACCACAAUUGAGCACUCAAAAUUCUGGGAGAUUCUAUCGUCUGCUUGUGAACGCGUUUAUGAACAGGACGAUAGAGGUCCAUCGCAGAACUUCAAGGCCGUACUGGCUCCCGCUAACACAGACUUAGCUCAACUCGCUCAAUAUCUGCUGGAUAACGAGUAUGAGAUAAUGUCUAGGGCAAACGCCAAGGUCGCCGAAAAACAGGUCUCGCCGAUUCUAAUGCGGGCUCAAUUCAUCAAGAAGCAACUCGAACAAAAGAAUGUCCUUGCUGCUACACUGGAAAAUCGUGAGGCUGACAUAAAGCAACUUAAGUUGGCCGCCAAGAUGAAGCAAAGCGAGCUCUCUGAGAUGCAAAUUCGCAAAGACAUUGCGGAGAAGAAAUUAUCUGUACUGCAGCAUGAUCAUGAAGUUACAAUUGAAAAACUGAAGCGGCAGUACGAAGAAACCUAUGACCUCCUCAAAAAGAAAGAAAAAGAAUUCGAGGACACCAUGGACCACUUGCAGAGUGACAUUGAAGCCCUUGAGAGUGAAAAAUCGACACUCCGCGAAAAACUUAAGCUCAACACAGGCAGCAGUACUUCGAAGAGAAGUGACACCACUACCCCAGCUUCGUCAAACAUCGUGAGUGCAACAGUCACUGCAGGUUCACCUAUCCUUGCAGAAGAGGUUAAUCUCCUGAAGAGUGUGCUUUUGGAGGAGCGCAAUGAAAGAUUGCGCCUGCAGGCAGACUCCAUCAAACAAAAACUCAAACUAUUUGAUCCCAUCCACGUUCCACAGGCUAAGGACAAACGUAUAAUUGAGCUAGAGAACCAAUUGGCCAAAAUGAAGCACGAUUGGGCACUGUCCUUCUUGAAGACGUCGCCUUCCUCUAAAGCUUCAAGCAUUGAGAUGUACAAGCGGCAGAGAAUGUCAAUUGAGCGAGAAGCAAGAACACUAGCAUCUGAGAUUCUCGGUGAGUACUUUCAAAGAAAUCCACAUCGGGCAGCGCCUUCAGACUUCUCUCAAUUCCCAACUGUGGAAGUAAAAAAAGUAUUUCAAAUGUAAAGUAAAAUCUUAAUACUCUUCUUUUUUUAAUCAUAAACAAAAGACAUUUAAUGCGCGGCAGCCAUUGUGUGCUAAAACCUUAAAAAUCAAAAUUAUCUGUAAUACUAAACAUUAUUCUAACUUAUUUAUAUAAAAAAUAAUAAAAUAAAAUUGUUAUACAAUUAUUUA
Eupeodes corollae is the source of this 4107-nucleotide messenger RNA. It is a transcript of the gene DCTN1-p150, whose product is annotated as dynactin subunit 1. Lineage: Eukaryota; Metazoa; Arthropoda; Insecta; Diptera; Syrphidae. Gene Ontology annotation, biological process: nuclear migration; establishment of mitotic spindle orientation. The transcript has 3 exons. Gene Ontology annotation, cellular component: kinetochore; microtubule associated complex; axon. The coding region runs from base 256 to 3939 and encodes 1227 amino acids. The record is from RefSeq and is a predicted model, not a curated record.